CAAAUGUCCAAUGUGGGAAACUUCCACACAUCGUAAAGACUCGACAUUAACGUGACACCUUCCUCGCCCCUUUUCUUCAUCAGACAAAUCGACAAUUGGUUUUACCGUCACCGCCCGGCGCGUGCUCUUAGACGAAUUUUAUUUAACAAAGUUUACCGUACUCUAAUUUUCACCAUUACCACCCUAUAGUAUUCCACCUUGACUACUAUUUCUCGGUUUACCAUCCCUUCGACGUGACGGUCGUUAGAUUAAGCAACUAUGUCUAAUCUAUUUUCUGGAAUAAACGCUCGAUUGAGAGGGACUUCGACCAAAGCUCCAGCCCAGAAUAUCGGAAUGGAUGACGCUGGCAACGCGGACGCCAACGGUGGCGAUGACAUCCUCGAUGCUUAUCGCCUACCUCGACCACUUCCGCUCUGGCUUAACGCGCAAUAUGCCAAGCACAUCGUGAAGGGUAACUUCAUGACCCUCAGCGCCCGCCCCAAGACCGUAGAACAGGGUGAAUGGAUUGCCCACCAAGUGGUCGAACACUACCGCAACCUGUGGAACUUCGUGCGAGUGAUUCACGAGAAGGAAGAUGACGGUACCACGAUCUGCAAUCCUCAGACGUGUCCGCGCAUGUCGGCUGGAAUCAACCAUUCGUUCACGUGGCUGAACUUGCGACGAGAGCCCGUCGAGUUACCCGCUUACGAAUACAUCACGCUUAUGCAGCGAUGGAUCUCGGGAAAGAUUGAUGACACUAAUAUCUUCCCUACCGAUACCAACGGUGUUUCCUACGCGCACAACCCGUCGAUCACCACCACACCUCUCUCUCAGUUGUCGAAUCCCGAGGACAAGGAUUGGAUCGGCAAAUCUAGUGGAUUCCCCGAGAACUUUGUGGAGGUAUGCCAGACCAUCUUCCGACAGAUGUUUCGAGUGUACGCCCAUUUGUAUUGGGCGCACUUUAUCGAACCGUUCUACCACCUGAACCUUGAGAAACAGCUCAACAGUUGUUUCAGCCACUUCGUCCUGACGGCUUGCGCGCUGGACAUGCUCAAGCCUCAGGAGCUAGAGCCCAUGCAGCCCUUGAUCGAUCUCUGGGCGGCCAACGGUACCUUCCCGCCCGGCUCGAAGGCAUACGAAUACGCGAACCACAAGGCCGGAGAACGAUUGAUGCAACUUGCGAACGUCGCAUAAAGGAUUAUUACCAAUCUUGCCGCGCAGCAAUGAUACCCACAUAGGACAUGUGUCCUAGCUCGCGGAAAAACACCAAAGAACAAUAACAUAAUGGCAUUCGAUCAUUCGUCUUCACCAUGGAAAUGCAUAUCCGGAAAGAUUCGACUAGCAGGCACAAAACGGCGUUUAUUCACAUUGAUUUUUUCAUCGGGAAGACUCACAUUGACGGGGCAACUGAGUUGAAGAGAUGUGUGGUAUUUGGCUUUUUGCUUUGGCAAGUUAACGACGUCUAUUCGUAUUUGACGCCAUCCGAACCUCGAUUAAUACGGACACGACACGAUAUGAUGCGAGACUUGAUCUCGAGAUUUCCCAUAGCAAUGAAUGACAAAUGAAUUGAGCUGCAUAACAACUACUAUUGUGUUCUUCGAUUUUCGAUAAACGUGAAUAAUGUAUAAAUUUAACUUGAUACAAACCUACCUUGUACGUAGG
Messenger RNA from Annulohypoxylon truncatum, 1641 nucleotides. RefSeq names its product Mob1/phocein. The record is from RefSeq and is a predicted model, not a curated record. Lineage: Eukaryota; Fungi; Ascomycota; Sordariomycetes; Xylariales; Hypoxylaceae. The transcript has 5 exons. Gene Ontology annotation, cellular component: cytoplasm; nucleus. The coding region runs from base 259 to 1173 and encodes 304 amino acids. Gene Ontology annotation, biological process: cell division; positive regulation of protein phosphorylation; signal transduction. Gene Ontology annotation, molecular function: protein kinase activator activity.